AUGGCGCCGCCGCCGCUUCCAGCAGAGCUGCUACGCAAGCUGGAGGCCGCGCAGCGCGUCGAGCCGCCGUCGACCAGGCUCGCGUACCAGGUGCUGGCCAUCCAGCUGCGCGUGUGGCUGGCGGACCAGAACGACGUCGCGUGCCGCCCGUGGUACAUCUUGAUCGCCGAGCUGUACCCGCGCGGCAAGGUCAUCAACCAGCGCGUGCACUCGCCGGCCGCGCAGAAGCCCGGUCCGGCCGCCCUGCUGCAUUUCCUCGCGGACCACAUCCUGUGCCCGCCGGAGGGGGAGGCAGCCAGGCCGACGCACGUCUCGUUCAUCGAGGACGCCGUCACAGACGCCCUCAAGCCCACCCUGACCAAGCUCCGUAUCGAGGCCGGCACGCUCAUCGUCGCCGAUGGCAUCGCAGAGUACACGAAGCUCUUCUCGAAUAAGAUGAUUAACAUGAACAAGGCCACCAGGGGCGACGCCGCGGAGAGGCCCGGCAUCCUGUCCGUGCGCGGCCUCACCCCCUCGGUCGCGGGGGAGAUGUGCGCCGCCGCGAAGGAGAUGUUCCGCGCACGGCCGUGGAGCCGCAUCGCGGAGCACAUAGCCUUGGAGAUCCGCCUGCCGACGCCGGAUCCCGGGCAUAACUACCGCGAUCGCUAUUACGUCACCGUCCUGGGCAGCGCCGGCAACGUCCAGGGCUUUGCCCUCAUGCCGUCACUGACAAAGCUCAGGGAAAAGUAUCGCCGCGCCGUGCGCAACAAGGGCGAGGCGCUGGAGGAGGUGUCGGACGACGAGGAGGGGGAUGGCGCGUUUGAGGGCGCCCGCAAGGGGCAUUCCGUUUCGCGUACCAUGGAUGACGUCUUGCUUUGCGGCGCGUGUGGGAAACGCGUCGGGGAGGCAACUGAAGGUGACGGCGCCAAGUAUGUCGACCGGUGCGGCGGCUGUCGCAGGCUUCUGUAUUGUAAUGAGAGGUGCCAGAAGCUGGAUUGGCGGGAACGGCACAAGGAUGAAUGCCAGCAAGCGACGAGCGAUGCCGAGUAUGUGUUUAAGAGGGACGAGUGGGCCUGGCUGCAACGGGAGCUGGCGCUGCUGUUUUUGGACCCAACGGCAAUCCCGUUUGACGAUCUGGAUGCGGCGGAGACGUACAAGUGGGACUACAUCGAGGAGGUGUCGCCGCCGCUGCAUCCGCUGCCGUUCGUGACCGUUGAGGGCACGGCGUCAGGGACCAAUCGCAUGGACCGCCCGACCGUGAAGGAGUUUGGUUUCAUGACCUUGAUCGCGAAGGCGCUCACGGAAUGUGUGUCGCCGCCGCCGGACGACGGGACAUUGCAUCUCGCGAGCGGCGUCAGCAUCUCCGUGGCGGAGAAUCUCAAGGAAAGCCUGCCUGCGACUCUUUGAUCGAGCGUGCGGACGGGAUCACUUGAGAGAGGAUGGGCAGUCGUGCGAUUCUGUACCGCGUGAUCGCGAGUUCGGGGACGGUCAGACGUGGGGAUUUGCUCUUUUCAUGUCCCUUCGAGGAGGGAAAAUGCGGAUGUUUGAUAAGUGUGUACUACUGUAGAUGGGGAGCACUAUCCCCGCCCUGCUUCCGACUGAUGCAACUGAUACUAGCAACAAUGUGGCUUGCCAUUUCCACUCACGGUGGGUGAAGCGCUCGCAAUGCUUUUUCGAACGUUGCCUAUCGCCAAUGAAGCCAUGCAUAGCAUGGGCAAGAGUGGGACUUGUGUGUGCUUUUUUCUUUUUUCGUUUCCGAGUUUACGGUACGCGCGCUCGGUGUUCGUCUGGUCUUGAUGAACAGUGUUAGUUACAGUACUAAUUUUCUGUCUCGUGUUUAAAUAUUUACCGGUGUGA
Molecule: messenger RNA, 1836 nt
Organism: Chondrus crispus (carragheen)
Lineage: Eukaryota; Rhodophyta; Florideophyceae; Gigartinales; Gigartinaceae
Exons: 2
Coding region: 1-1386 (461 amino acids)
Source: RefSeq, a predicted model, not a curated record